Plenodomus lingam JN3 is the source of this 4182-nucleotide messenger RNA. The record is from RefSeq and is a predicted model, not a curated record. Lineage: Eukaryota; Fungi; Ascomycota; Dothideomycetes; Pleosporales; Leptosphaeriaceae.
AUGCAUAUUUGUUUCCUUUUUGAUCGGCUUGAGAGCCUCGCCGACCUGGUGAAGAUUGUGGGUAUGACAGGUUGCAGUGUUCUCCCGUGGCUGCAGUCUGAUCGAGAUGGGGAGGGGACAGUGGGCGCCCUUUGCCAUUCACCAUUCGCCAUUUUUCCACUUCGCCUUUUGCCAUUUGGUGUUGUAGGGGAAGGUGCAGCGCAUUGGGCGUGGCAGGCUUGCGGUGGCAGUAUCGCCAUCCACGUCCAUGCGGCAGACCUUGCCCAUGUUUCGUGGUUUUGUAGUCACACACACGUGCAUGCGGAUAAUCCGAUAUGCGGUGCGAGACAUGGAACUGCCCCCUUGGCGACGACCACACCCUGGCACACACACACACACACACACACCUACUGGCACACACCCAACUGGCACGUCUCCGCCAUGGUUGCGCCACGAAUACUUGGACUAUCAUGCUCGAUCCUGCCGCCGGCCCAUUUGCAUUCGCGCCGGCCAUUGAAGAUCCCUCCCCCCAGAGCCCCCGGAAACCAAGAAACGCAGAGCCCAGAGCCCGCAAGUCGUGCCUUGGCUCGCCCAACGACGCCGCGCCUCUGUCUCUGUAUCUGCGACGGUGACUGCGACGGUGACUGUGACGAUAUCGUCACCGUCCUAGGCGGCGCAAAGACUCUCCACACCCCCACCUCUGUGUCUGGACAUGCCCUGAGAGAGGCAUUGCGGCGCCGAAUGAUCUGGUUGCUCCUCUAUCCACUGCGUGGAGAGAGUGAGCCGCCAAAGCUUGCGGCCUCGCACCCCAUCCGCCGCGCUUUCCAGGCUUACGGCACUGCGACGGCUCGGCACUGGCUGAUCUCCAUUGUCCUCUUCAUCGUCCUCUCCUUCCUCCUCUGCUACCAGGCCAUCUUCCAGGCCGACAGCGCUGCCGGCGCGGGGCUGCGCAACUUGCCCAAGCAUGUCUGGACCUCCACCACCGAGAUAGAGGGUAAGCGGCCCGCCGACGUCGUCGUGCGCCAGGUCUGGGUCUACGGCGACUACAUGAAGGCAAUUGACCUGCCUGUCCUCGAGGAAGCGUUGCUCGUCCAGGAAGUCCUCAUAGGCACUGGCUUCGAGAUGAAUCGCAGUGAAGGCCUCACAACGCAACAAACGCUGAUCCACGAUCAUGCCCAUCCACAAUGCAUCGCAAAUGCAGCAGGUCAGGGCUGGGGCUGGCAUUCGCCAUUGAUGUAUUGGGAUUGCUCGCUUCGCGCGUUGCAAGGCGACUUAGACUUGCUAGCCACCAUCAAUGCAAAUCAAAAGAUGCAGACCGCGCUCAAUCUAACACUGCGCCCCAGUACCGUGUUCGCGGGCAAGACCUUCUCAAACAGCAAGCUUCGUGCUGCGGAUGCGCUCGUCAUCACCUGGUUCGACUAUAGCAAUUCAAGUCUUGGAGAAUUGUGGAAUUCCCGGACAAGUGCGCUUCCUCACCAUCUCUCGCCAGGCUGGACCAUGUUUCCACUUGAUGGCCAGGUUGUCGACGAUCGACUUUAUGAAUUUCGUUUUUGGCCCAUGUCGUACAGCGACGACUUGCUUCUGCUCGCCUCCUAUCUGGCCACUGCAGGAUAUGUAAUACUGAGAAUGACGCAGCUACGUGCUGUAAAGAGUUGGUUCGGUCUACUGGUCACCAUAUCAGCCAAAAUGACCAUUUGCAUAAUUGCUAGUUUCUCCUUGUGUACAUAUAUUGGCAUCGAUUUGUCGCGCAUACCCCGGCCAUGGUUUCCUACGGUAGUUUUUUGUUUUGGGCUUGGGAACAUAUUUCGUUUAAUUAACGUCGUCUUGGAGACUGCUCCAGAGAUGCCUCCGCCCCAGCGCAUUGGGCAUGCCAUUGGCCAAAUCGGUCAUCUCUCUACCGCCAUUGCCUUCCAAAACAUCGCUGGGCUAUACCUACUCUCACGAUAUGUCACACCUUGGGUUGCAGACUUUUGCAUUUUCACAGCAGUAACGCUAGUCUUCGACUUUGUCUUCCACCUCACCUUCUUCGUUGCUGUCUUGAGCGUGGACGUGCAACGAAUGGAGCUGUCAGAUUCGCUAGAGCGCCUCGCUCACAGUCAAGCCACGAAGAAGAAGCACACAGAACAACAAUCAUGGCUCGCUAGGUUACCAACGAGCACUCGCUUCGCAGGAUCGAUUGGGUCUUUCUCCGUCAUCUUGGCUCUCAAUUGGCACUACCUGAACAGCAACGGCAAGAAGUUGUCAUUUCAUAACAUCCCUCAGAGGUUCGUUUCAACAACAAGGCAGAAAGCUGCCGACACUGUCUGGAACCAGCCGCCGAUUAACCAAGCCAGAACUCCUGCCGACUGGCUAAGACUUCAGGACCAUAACACGGCCCGGGAGCUCUUCAGCUUCAUUAAGCCUGGUGCUCAAAGCUUUGUAGCUCGUAUAUACGAUCCGCUUCUCGUCAUCCCGAAAGGAGCGCAAGGAAGGGAUGGCCCGCAGCCACCGACCUCUCUUCCCGAAGCUUUUCGUCGUUUUGCGCACGCACACGCAUUUCCCGCAGCUUUAAUUCUUGCCUUUCUGAUCGCUGGUGUAACUCUGCUAAUGAACUAUCUACUCUGGACAGGUCUAACGGAAAAUGCAGUCGAUGCCGAAGACGAGGAGUCCAUGUUCUCAGUCAAGACACUAUUAACGCCACAAACGACUGACGUAGUUCGACUUGCAUCUUGCCCAAAGGGUCACAUUGCCAGCAUUUCGUUGGACCGGACCACUGCAAUCUGGUCACAUACACCAGAUGGCUACUCGCCUUUCCUGUUACCAACAGCAACCAUGAAGCCCAAUCUGUGGCCUAUCAACGCUAGUGCUAUCGAUGAUGGUGGGACUCAGCUUGCGUUGUGUGCCAAUUCCGGUCAAAUCGGGCUCUGGAAUAUUGCGGCUAAACAGUUCGCCCUGUUCCCGAAGAUUGACCUGCGAGGACAAGUACCGAUCUUGUUCCGCUUUGCCACUCUUCUUACUCGCAUAGACGCCGAGAGACCAUACCUGAUUAUUGUCAGUCCGGACGGCCGUCUGACGGAACUAGAAGCGUCCACUGGUAUCCAUCACACCAAGCGCAUAUCAUCAAGCUCCAUCAUUUGUGCCAAGCUGUACAUACAUGGCAGGAACACUAGUCUGGUCUAUGUGACCAAGUCUGGGGAGGUACAUAUAUUGCCAUUGAGGGAGGGAAUUAACGCGACGUCGGAAGUAGUCGCUGGUCUCGAUCCAGGACCACCACCAGGAAGCAACCCAGAAAAAAUCAAGUGCAUUGAAGGAGUUCCCAGUCUCGGCAUCAUCUUCGCACUUCGAGAUGAGCAAGCAGAGGUCUUUGACUUUAAGAGUCGAGCACUGAUCCACUCUUUCCAGAUUGGCCACCUCGAACCUCACUCAUUUCGCAUUUCGCAUCCUGCUAGACGACUAUGCUCAUGUGGAGCGCCUGCUGUACGCUUCCUAUCCGUUGCUUACAACGAGGAACACUCCAACCACAUGAUCAUGCAGACCUUCACCUCGUCCAACCCCUCCAUCUCACAACUCUGCCUCGGAAAAAGUCCCGACCACGACCAACACGACUGCCAACGCCUCGACAGCGCCCACGAGGCAGUCCAUUACGUCGAACCUGCUGGUGUUUGGGCAUUGACAAGCACGCUCAGCAUCAUAGGCAUACGGCGCGGCACCCAUCCGCCCUCCGCCUCAUCCACUCCUUCGGGCACAGAAGACGCACACUACACCGCCGACGCUCGCACUCUCGCCUCCGCACUCAAACACCGUGCCCGCAAGCCACCCCACCCGAACACGGUCCCCCACACCCUCGACUCCACCUUUGCCAACACCCGCCACACCACGCGCGCCCCCCUCUGCACCACCGAAUGGGAAGCCUGGACCCUCUCCCCGAUGGGCGAUUUUCGCUCCCGCCCCCUCCAACCCGACGACCUCGAAGACGCGGAAUCCGGCUUCGCCGACGAUCACGAACUCUUCGUACCGGCCCCUGGACCCAUCAGCCGCCAUGGAAAGUGCAGCGUCGUUGUCGGUUUCGGAAACGCGCUCAAGAUCAUCUCGCUCGGUAGGGAAACGUUUGAUGGUCUUGUGGCCGGGGCCGAGGGGGUUGGGUCCACGGGCGCCCUCGAUUUGGGCGUCGGGAGUACUCAUGCGUAUAGGGCUAGGAAGGGGGGUGGGAGGAAGAUUCAGUAA